CCGAUGAGCGGCAGGAGCCGCUGGGGCCGGAAAGAUGGCAGUCCUGGCACCUUUAAUUGCUUUUGUGUAUUCGGUGCCGCGACUUUCACGAUGGCUGGCCCGACCUUAUUACCUUCUGUCAGCCGUGCUCUCAGCUGCCUUUCUACUCGUGAGGAAGCUGCCCCCUGUCUGUCACAGUCUCCCCACGCAACGCGAGGACGGGAACCCGUGUGACUUUGACUGGAGAGAAGUAGAGAUCCUGAUGUUUCUCAGUGCCAUUGUGAUGAUGAAGAACCGCAGAUCCAUCACCGUGGAGCAACAUAUAGGCAACAUCUUCAUGUUUAGUAAAGUGGCCAAUGCAAUUCUUUUCUUCCGCCUGGAUAUUCGCAUGGGCCUGCUUUACAUCACACUCUGCAUAGUGUUCCUGAUGACAUGCAAACCCCCCCUGUAUAUGGGCCCUGAGUACAUCAAGUACUUCAGUGAUAAAACCAUUGAUGAAGAGCUGGAGCGGGACAAGAGGGUCACUUGGAUUGUGGAGUUCUUUGCCAAUUGGUCUAAUGACUGCCAAUCAUUUGCACCUAUCUACGCUGAUCUUUCCCUCAAGUACAAUUGUACGGGGCUAAAUUUUGGCAAAGUGGAUGUUGGACGCUACACUGAUGUUAGUACACGGUACAAAGUGAGCACGUCACCCCUCACCAAGCAGCUCCCUACCCUGAUCCUGUUCCAAGGUGGAAAGGAGGUCAUGCGGCGGCCACAGAUUGAUAAGAAAGGACGAGCUGUCUCUUGGACUUUCUCUGAGGAGAAUGUGAUCCGAGAAUUCAACCUGAAUGAGCUAUAUCAGCGGGCCAAGAAGCUAUCAAAGGCUGGAGAUAAUAUCCCCGAGGAGCAGCCUGUGGCCCCAGUGCCCACUGCAGGGCCAGAUGAGGAAAGCAAGAAGGACAAAUAGGAUCCCUGCCUUCAGUGCUUCCUCUCCUGUCAAUCCUAGGCACCUCUGAGGCCCUGCCCUUUCUGUAACCACAAGCCUUGCCUGAAGCCUUGGCCUUCUAUUUAUGUUUUCCCUAUUUGGCCUAGGUGGGGCAGGGUAUUGCUUCUGAUUUUUAAGAGGCAUACAAGGAAGUGACAGGUAUCCUCCAGGAAGUCCUCUACUGCUGUGGCCUGCUGUUUCACUGGAGGGAGGGAAAGAUCUUAUAUGGUGGGGGGAAUGCUUUUCCUCCAAGCUUGGGCCAGUUUGUCAACUGCUUGUGUGCUACCUACACAUCUCCAUCAGCCUACUUAGAUUAGAUUAAACCCUAACAUAACAGGCCAAGAUGCAGAGUUAGUGCUAAGAUUUUUCCCUCAAGGACUUGUGCUUCUUUAGGCCCUUUUGGCUUGGUCUGCGGCCUAUAUUAAAAAAAGUAUAAUAAGCCUGUCCCAGGUCUCAAGGAGAAACCUUUAACCACAGAGUUUUCUCAUUGAAGCUAGUAGUGAAUAAUCUGCAUAUUUUAUGGAGAUUGGGAGGAAGGGGCAUAGAAGUUUGAGACUUCCUUUGUAUGGUGGGCCCUGGAGGAGAAAGCCCCUGGACAGGGUUGGAGUUCACUUACCCUCCUACAUCCUUCCCCACACCGGUUGAUGGUUUUCCAUAAUAAAGAGACUGGGAUUUACUUUUGA
Messenger RNA from Hippopotamus amphibius kiboko, 1626 nucleotides. RefSeq names its product thioredoxin related transmembrane protein 2 (gene TMX2). Gene Ontology annotation, cellular component: membrane-bounded organelle. Gene Ontology annotation, biological process: brain development. Gene Ontology annotation, molecular function: disulfide oxidoreductase activity. The record is from RefSeq and is a predicted model, not a curated record. The coding region runs from base 35 to 925 and encodes 296 amino acids. The transcript is spliced from 8 exons. Lineage: Eukaryota; Metazoa; Chordata; Mammalia; Artiodactyla; Hippopotamidae.